This is a messenger RNA of Racocetra persica, 363 nucleotides long. NCBI's taxonomy places the organism in Eukaryota, Fungi, Glomeromycota, Glomeromycetes, Diversisporales, Gigasporaceae. The record is from the annotation of a GenBank genome assembly.
AUGGAAAAACCUUCACUUAUAAAAUUUUUAGAAUUCCGUUUACGUGAAGGCAAUUUGAGUGAUUCGAAAACAGAGCACCACCGUUACAGUGAAGAACUAGAUACUAUUACAGAAUACUUAUCUGAUUCAUGUGAGAUUGUGGAGCAAGUAAACAAAUGGAAAAUUUCAUUUAAGAACUGCAUUUCUGUUGGUGAGCAUGAUAUUAGUGGGCCAGUGACAACAACUCACAAACUACCUUGCCAAAUGCUGUUUGACAAAUUGCACGAAGUUAUUCAAAGCAAGAACAGGUUUUAUAAAGAAAAAUCACGUCUACAACAAAAAGACAAACUAAAUGAUCUGAAAGAUCAAAUCAGUGUUGAACAG